Molecule: messenger RNA, 4197 nt
Organism: Bactrocera oleae (olive fruit fly)
Lineage: Eukaryota; Metazoa; Arthropoda; Insecta; Diptera; Tephritidae
Source: RefSeq, a predicted model, not a curated record
GUACUAUAAGAGGCAAGGAAUUGAUAACAACCGGCAUUAAUUAAGUGAAAAUAAUAUUUAUAUAUAACAAUGUCACAAAGCAGUUUUCUGAAGCCCUUUCGAUUGUGGCCAUGCCAAAUUCAACGAUUCGUCAGCAAACAAUUGUGGGAAAAGCCCUUAAGCGGCAAGGAUACUGGCAUACAAAUAUAUAAUUGUAUAACUCGUGAAAAAGUUCCUUUGAUACUACCCAACGACACAUAUGCGACCUGGUAUACAUGUGGUCCUACAGUUUACGACUCUACACAUAUUGGUCAUAUUAGUUGCUACGUCAAACUAGACAUCAUACAACGUAUACUGCGUCAGCAUUUUAAUGUGAAUUUGAUAACAGCUAUGAAUAUAACUGAUAUUGAUGAUAAAAUAAUACUGAAAAGCAAAGAAAGUGGUAGAGAUUGGCGUGAGUUGUCACGAUUUUACGAAAGUGAGUUCUGGUCUGAUUUGGGGCAACUUAACAUACAAGAGCCAAAUAUAAAGCUACGUGUAACUGAGCAUAUACCACGAAUAGUCGAAUUCAUAAAACGUAUCAUAGACAGCGGUAGCGCUUACAAAGGUAAUGAUGGUAGCGUUUAUUUUGCAGUUAGUAAAUGUGAAAAUUAUGGCAAAUUACAAAAAGUGAGCAUAGAUGUGGAGCCAGAAAAGUUCUCAAAUGGUAAAAAUGCUGCACCUGAUUUUGCGUUAUGGAAAGCGCAAAAACUGGAAAAUGAACCAUCAUGGCCGUCACCUUGGGGCGCCGGACGUCCUGGUUGGCACAUCGAAUGCAGCACAUUAGCCAGCAUGAUUUUUGGUCAACAGUUGGACUUCCAUGCUGGCGGAUUGGAUUUACGAUUCCCACAUCACGAAAACGAGGAAGCACAAAGUUGUGCCUACCACAGCACACAUCAAUGGGUGAAUUAUUGGCUACACACCGGUCAGUUGCAUAUUAAAGGUCAGCCGGUAAAAAUGUCUAAAUCGCUGAAGAAUACCAUCUCCGUCGGUGCCAUGUUGGAACGUUAUACAGCCGACGAGUUUCGCAUGUCUUGUGCACUGUCUAACUAUCGCAACGCUGUAGACUAUAGUGAUGAGCUAAUGCAGACUUCAAGAAAUACACUGAAACGUUUUAGAACGUUUAAGGCAGAUUGCAAUGCGUAUUUAUGUGGUAAAAAGCGUGCUGCCCAUGUGAAUGCAAGUGAGGUGCUUAGUGGCUUACAGCAUGCACAAGAAGAUAUAGAUGCUUGUUAUAAGGAUGAUUUCGAUACAGCACGUAGUGUUGGUGUACUGCUGGAACAAGCAAACAUAGUGAGCCGGCAAAUUAAUGCGGGCGUUAGCGAAAUUGAACAUAAUUUGACAACAAGCAAUUGUAUGGAUGCUAUAGCAGCUGUUGAUAACUUUAUACAACAACACUUAAAUAUUCUAGGAUUUAGUUUUGUGGAAGCAUCAAAAACGCAGACGUUAAAUGCAAAUACAGAAUUCAAUUUGAAUGCUUUUGUAGAAGAUUUGUUACAAUCAAGGCAUUUAAUACGCGAACGUGCAGUAGCGGGGAAAAACAAAGAACUGUUUGGAAUUUGUGACGAGUUGCGUAAUUGCUUGCAACACCAUGGAAUUACUAUACAAGAUCAUAGUCAGGGCACUUCAUGGCAUUUUACUGACAGUAAGAAAUAAAGUUGUUUAUUAAAAAAGAAAAUAUGUAUGUAUUUUUUAGGAUCGUUGUAGCGGCGUAGCAUAUUUCACAAAAUGUUUUGAAAAUGAAUAUAAUAAUGCGUUUCAUGAAAGUAUGGUAUAUAAUAUAAUAUAAAGGAAACGGAUUUAAAAUAAUUGUUAAUUAAUUUUGUUUAUAGACGUUGAUUGCUUCGUCAGCUGUUUGGCAGUAACUUACGCUCACAGAUGGCGCUGUCAAAACAAACUGACAACCUUUUAUUUUAACAGCGAACUCUGAAUUUGCCUUUGUUUAUUUACCUAAAAGUUUGUUGUAAGUACGCAUUGACAACAUCUGUUAUUUCAAUCUGCAGUAAAUAAAAUAAAAAUUCAACAAACCACUUAAAAAUUGUCUUAAAUAAAAAAUUAUCGAAUGAAGAAUGGGUGUGGAAGUGCAAAAUGAUGGUAAUACCGGCCACCUUACAAGAGAUAAGAAUAACAGCGCUAUUGUAUACAACAAUACUGAUGGAGCACCCAUGCCGAAGCAUAUACCGUUCCCAGAUUUCCCUGGCAGUUCGGAGCUCAUCAAUGAACUUAUAAUGUUUCUAUUUAUCACGUUUGCAGCGGCCAUGCAAUUUAUAAACCUUUAUCGCACAAUGUGGUGGGUGCCGGAGACUAAUACGACGCGAACAGUAAACGUAUACCUCAUAGAACCCUAUCUGGUAGUGUUCAUAGUGCUGCUAAUGUCUAGACGUUUUGUAUUCUGCCUGCUCAUACGCGGACAAGAAUUGUUGCAGAACUUGAGUAGUGAACACCGGCGUAUCUAUAAAAAGAUAGUUAAGUACAGUUUUAGCAGCUGUCUUUUAGCACUGCUUGGAUUUUGUGUGUAUAAAAUCUAUGUAAAACAAUCGUUUAUGCCUGUAUUUUUGCUAGUCUAUCCUCUUGUCAUCUACAUACUCAUUUUUGGCUUCCAAAUUGAGUCUUUUCUGCGCAGUUCAUAUGAAGUUGAAGGCGCCUACUUUAACGGCAUGCCUAUGCAUUGCUGUUCCAGCAGCCCUGACAUCAUACGCGAAGAAAUCGUUGUGCUAAAAAAUGAUUUCAAUAUACGCUUCAAACAAAUUGUGUUUACAUCUUUAUUAAAUGCCUACUACGCAGGUGUUGUGCCAUGCCUAUUUGCUAUCUCCAUGUAUUAUAAUGUGCUGUGGACAUAUCAAAAUGCCUUGUACAUCUGGAUAAGUUGCCUUACUAUGGCAUUUGCUUUUGGUUUCCCUGCAAAAUAUAGCGAUAUCUUACAUCGUGCAUCACUGCAUUUAGGUUAUUGGUCGCGUAUGGAGUUGCGCGCAAUUGGUGGCAAUAGUAGUAACACAAGUUGCAGUAAUGGCAGUAGUAGUUGCAGUAGCACAUCAUCCAGUGGCACGACCACUGUUUGGAAACCAAACACGGUAUGGACUCAGGAUAGUGUUGUGAAAUGCAACGGCGAGCUAUUUUGUGCUACUGGUCCAGUGACGGUUGCAUUACCGGGAAAUUCUAGUCAUUCUAGAUUUUAUAAACUGUUCCGCAAUCCAGCCAUUAUAUACAUGAUACUGACCGGUCUACAGGCCGCCGUAGUCUUGGCCGGCAUAUUAGUGUUAUAUUAUGCUGUCGAGUGGCACUUUAUGUUGUCGAUUAGUUUUGCAUCGCUUACAAAUCAAUUCACAUUUUUUAAAAUAAUGCGUGAUUAUUUGGUGACGAAACGCAUAUACACGUCGGAAACAGCGAUCGCGGAGCAAACAAAAUCGAAUGCGUUGCAUAGCAAUUAAGCGCAGAACGACAGCACGUAGCAGAAUUGCAUUUAUGCACAAAUUAUAAAAGUUAUAAAUAUAAAUAUUGACUGUGAGCUCAUUAACAUUUUUUUAUAAUAUCAUUUUUAAAGUACUGUAAGUUUUUUUGUUUAAGAAAAUGCGCUUACGUACAUACAUGAACAACUGCUUUCUUAAUACCUACAUAUUUAUUUGCUGUAAGGCGAAUUGUGAACUACUUUCACAUAUUCAUGCAUACAUACAUUCUAACCUGAAAUUUAAAUUUAAGCCAUUUAUGCAAGACUUUUGUUAAAAAUUUAUUUUAAAUAAAAGAAUACAACAAUUGUGUAAAUUGUAGCUAUUAAUAAACAAAUACAAUUUUCGCUAAAGAAAUAUCAUGCGCACAUAAAAGUUAAUCUAACCAAAUAAAUUAUCAUAAGCGGUUUGUAAAAUUGUUCUCUGCUUCGCUUCCAGCUCCAAUUUGCGGCGUUGAUUUACAUACUCUUCAUGCGUACUCUUCUCCAGUGGACCCCAAACAUUUGCAGGUGCAGCGGCAGCCGUUAAUUUCUGAAAUAAUAUAAAAAAUUACAACAACAAAAUAUUUUCAUAUAUAUACAAGCAUUAGUGUUAUUUGUAACUCACAUUAAGCAAACCAACGGUUUUUGACUGCUUGUAAAUGCUGUAUAAAGCCCAACACGGUAUUUGCAAAAGACCAAUGGCGGACAAACACCAGCCGAAAACUGCAAUGAAAAUAUACAAAAACAAGAAAAAA